Messenger RNA from Abrus precatorius (Indian licorice), 1065 nucleotides. Its product is annotated as gibberellin 2-beta-dioxygenase 2. The transcript has 3 exons. The record is from RefSeq and is a predicted model, not a curated record. NCBI's taxonomy places the organism in Eukaryota, Viridiplantae, Streptophyta, Magnoliopsida, Fabales, Fabaceae. Gene Ontology annotation, biological process: response to light stimulus; gibberellin catabolic process. Bases 1 to 1065 code for a protein of 354 amino acids.
AUGGUUGCCCCUUGUCCAACUUCCAUGAUGAUAGGAACAAAGAAAACAAAGGGUAUGGGAAUUCCAACAAUCGACCUGUCAAUGGAAAGGUCAAAGUUAUCGGAACUAGUGGUGAAAGCCUGCGAGGAAUAUGGUUUCUUCAAGGUGGUGAACCACAGUGUGGCAAAAGAGGUCAUUUCAAGGUUGGAAGAAGAGGGAACAGAGUUUUUCUCCAAAACCUCUUCAGAGAAACGCCGAGCUGGCCCUGCCAACCCUUUUGGCUAUGGUUGCAAAAACAUUGGUCCCAAUGGAGAUAUGGGUGACCUUGAAUAUCUCCUCCUUCAUACCAAUCCUCUUUCCAUCUCUGAGAGAUCCAAAACCAUAGCAAACGACGACCCUACUAAGUUCAGGAGCGCUGUGAAUGAUUAUAUAGAAGCAACUAAAGAACUAGCAUGUGAGAUUCUUGAUCUAGUAGAGGAGGGUUUGUGGGUCCAAGACAAAUUCUCACUGAGCAAGCUCAUCAAAGACGUCCAUAGUGACUCACUCCUGAGGAUCAAUCACUACCCUCCCGUGAGCCUAAAGGGCCACAACAAGAAUUGGGACCCGUCCAAACUAGAGCCACAUCAACUCCAGAGCGAUAAAAGUAAUAAUAACAUUGGCUUUGGGGAGCAUUCUGACCCUCAGAUCUUGACCAUCUUGCGGUCCAACAACGUGGGGGGCCUUCAAAUUUCCACUCACGACGGGUUGUGGAUCCCUGUCCCCCCUGACCCCAAUCAAUUCUUCGUCAUGGUUGGCGAUGCCCUCCAGGUUAUGACAAAUGGAAGGUUUGUGAGCGUGAGACACCGAGCAUUGACCAACACAACCAAGGCCAGAAUGUCAAUGAUGUACUUUGCAGCACCACCGCUGAAUUGGUGGAUCACUCCAAUGCCAAAGAUGGUGACACCCCACAAUCCAAGUCUUUAUAAGCCCUUCACGUGGGCCCAAUACAAGCAAGCAGCAUACUCUCUAAGAUUGGGAGACUCUCGUCUUGAUCUCUUCAAGAUCCAACGACAACAAGAUAGUCAUCUCGCACCUACUUCUCCCUGA